Molecule: messenger RNA, 3144 nt
Organism: Vicia faba (fava bean)
Lineage: Eukaryota; Viridiplantae; Streptophyta; Magnoliopsida; Fabales; Fabaceae
Source: the annotation of a GenBank genome assembly
AUGGCAUUGGAUUCAAGUUUCCUUUCAAAAAAUGUGUUUUUUAACUUUUAUUAUAUGAUUGUAUUGUUUAGCCUUGGAAUUUUCCUUGUAAGUUCAAUCAAUGAAGAGGUUUCAAUUCUUUUGAAGUUCAAAGCUUCUCUUUUAGACUCAAAUGAUAAUCUUGUUAACUGGAAUCCUUCUGAUUUAACUCCAUGCAAUUGGACUGGUGUGUAUUGUACUGAUUCAAUAGUAACUUCUGUUACACUCUACAACCUUAAUCUUUCUGGUAGUUUAUCUCCUACAGUCUGUAACCUUCCAUGGUUAACCGAGUUGAAUGUGUCGAAAAACUUUAUCUCGGGUCCAAUUCAUGAAGCUUUUUUUGUUAACUGUGAUAAACUCGAGGUUUUAGACCUUUGUACAAAUCGGUUUCAUGGCGCAUUUUUAACCCUUGUUUGGAAAAUGAAAACGCUUAGAAAGCUUUACCUUUGUGAAAACUAUAUGUAUGGCGAAAUUCCACAAGAUAUUGGUGAAUUAGCCUCACUUGAAGAGUUGGUGAUUUAUAGCAACAACGUAACAGGAACCAUUCCUUCUUCGAUAAGUAAGUUGAAGAAGCUUAGAGUUAUAAGAGCAGGUUUGAAUGGUCUAUCAGGAAAAUUACCUUCAGAAAUCAGUGAAUGUGAAAGGUUAGAGACAUUAGGGUUAGCACAGAAUCAGUUAACAGGUUCUAUUCCAAAGGAGCUACAAAAGCUUCAGAGUCUUACGAAUUUGAUUCUAUGGCAAAACUCUUUUUCUGGUGAGCUUCCUCUUGAGAUUGGAAACAUUAGUAGCCUUGAAUUAAUUGCUUUGCAUCAAAAUUUGUUGAUCGGUGGUAUACCGAAAGAUAUUGGAAGGCUAUCGCGGUUGAAGAGAUUGUACAUGUACACAAACCAGUUGAAUGGUACAAUUUCAGGUCAUAUUCCAAAGGAGCUUGGAAAUUUGAGGCUGCUGAGAAAUUUAGAUUUGUCCUUGAACAACUUGACAGGUAUAAUUCCAUUGGAGUUUCAAAAUCUGAAACUCAUGGAAGAUUUGCAGCUAUUUGAUAAUCAACUUGAAGGUGUAAUUCCACCUCAUCUUGGAGCUGUUAAGAAUCUUACUAUUCUUGAUAUAUCUUCAAAUAAUCUUGUCGGUAUGAUCCCGAUUCAUCUUUGUGAAUAUCAGAAACUUCAGUUCCUUAGCCUUGGAUCAAAUAGGCUCUUUGGUAAUAUUCCUUAUAGCUUGAAAAUUUGCAAGUCUCUUGUGCAGUUAAUGCUAGGGGAUAAUCUUUUGGCAGGAAGCUUACCUGUUGAAUUGUAUGAACUUCAUAAUCUUACCGCGCUCGAGCUUCAUCAGAAUCGAUUCUCCGGACUAAUUAGCCCUGGAAUUGGUCAGCUUAAGAAUUUAGAGAGGCUGCAUUUGUCGGAUAACAAUUUUUCUGGUUAUCUACCUUCUGAGAUUGGAAAUUUGACUCAACUUGUGACAUUCAAUGUUUCAUCGAAUCGUUUUGGUGGAAGUAUUCCGGACGAGUUAGGAAACUGUGUGAGGUUGCAGAGGCUUGAUCUCAGCAGGAACAAGUUUACUGGCACUUUGGGAGACCUUAUUCGGCUAACCGAUUUGGAGCUCGGAGGCAAUCGGUUUACAGGAAGGAUCCCUUUUCAUUUCGGAAGACUUUCUGCUCUUCAGAUAGCACUUAACUUGAGUCACAAUAAUCUUUCUGAUACAAUUCCUGAUAGCUUAGGGAGCUUGCAAAUGCUCGAAUCGCUUUACUUGAACGACAAUCAACUCAUCGGGGAAAUUCCUUCAUCGAUUGGCGACUUGCUUAGUCUUUUAGUAUGCAAUGUAUCUAACAAUAAGCUGAUAGGAACUGUUCCAGACACAAGUACAUUUAGAAAGAUGGAUUUCACGAAUUUCGCCGGGAACAACGGUUUGUGCCGUGUAGGUACUAAUCACUGUCAUUCAUCUAUAUCUUCAUCUCAUCGUGAAAAGCAAGCGAAAGACGGUUUGUCGAGGGAAAAGAUAGUGAGCAUUGUUUCUGGUGUGGUUGGUUUUGUUUCUCUUAUUUUCAUUGUUUGCAUAUGUUGGACUAUGAUGAAACGCCGCCGCAGCGAUUCUUUUGUUUCGAUUGAAGAACAAACAAAGCCUCAUGUUCUAGAUGACAGCUAUUACUUUCCAAAAGAAGGCUUCACUUACAAUGAUCUCUUGGAAGCUACUGGAAAUUUUGCAGAAGGUGAAGUUAUAGGAAGAGGAGCUUGUGGAACUGUCUACAAAGCAGUUAUGAAUGAUGGUGAAGUUAUUGCUGUCAAGAAGCUGAAUGCACGGGGCGGAGAAGCAGGAAGUGUCGACCGAAGCUUCAUUGCGGAGAUUUCAACUCUUGGAAAGAUUAGGCACAGGAACAUUGUGAAGCUGCAUGGAUUCUGUUUUCAUGAGGAUUCUAAUCUUCUAUUGUAUGAAUACAUGGAAAAUGGAAGCCUUGGAGAAAAGCUUCAUUCGAGUUCAAAAAAAUGUUCGUUGGAUUGGAAUGUUCGAUAUAAAAUUGCGCUAGGAGCAGCGGAAGGUUUAUGCUAUCUGCAUUAUGAUUGUAAACCUCAAAUCAUUCAUCGCGAUAUCAAGUCAAACAACAUUUUGCUUGAUCAGAGUUUUCAGGCUCAUGUUGGAGACUUUGGUUUGGCAAAAUUGAUUGACUUCUCAUUCUCCAAAUCUAUGUCUGCUGUGGCCGGAUCAUAUGGAUACAUCGCCCCAGAAUAUGCAUACACCAUGAAGGUCACUGAAAAAUGUGACAUAUAUAGUUUCGGGGUGGUUUUGCUGGAGCUAGUAACCGGGAGGUCACCGGUUCAACCAUUGGAACAAGGCGGGGAUUUAGUGAAUUGGGUGAGAAGAUCAAUUCAAGCUUCCACACCUACAUGUGAAUUAUUCGACAGGAGAUUGAAUCUGGAAGAACAAAGAAUCGUUGAAGAAAUGUCUCUUAUUCUCAAAAUCGCGCUGUUUUGCACGAGUGCAUCUCCACUUAAUAGGCCUACAAUGAGAGAGGUUAUCGCAAUGUUGAUUGAUGCGAGGGAAUAUGUCAACCAAUCACCAACCUCUCCUUCGUCCGAAACUCCACUCGACGAAGAAAAGACUUCUUCUACCAAAGAUGAUGGUGUUCAGUUGUGA